CCGGGAGACUCGGACUCAGGGCUGGGGAGCGAGGACAACAAGUUGCCAUCGAGCUACAGAGUUUGUGAUCGUCUGUCGACAUCAUGGCUGAAGGUGGUGACAGGGAAGGUGAUUCAGUGGCCUCUACAUCAAAGAAACAAAAAGGUGGGAAAUUAACUCAAGUGGGAAAGGCCUUCAAAAGGCUUUGGCCAGGCACCUCAUCAAAAGAAGAUGGUCAGAACACAGGAACAACGACAGAAAAGCAAAGUGGGAUUGAGAGCAGAACAUCAAUGGAAUGUGAACCCGCCGAAGAGGAAAGGGAACAAUGUCAGUCCAGAGGGCAAGGAAUAGGAGACGUGGUUCACGGCCCUGGAACUGACCCAAGUGGCAAAAUCCAUCAUGACCGAGAUUCAUCAAACAAGGAAUCAUCGAGUUUCAUCCAAGGAGCAGAGCAGCAGAAUAUAGUAACACCUAUCCACACCACGGCUGAAGUUGGAAACAGGACUGCGGCUCCAGUGACCUCAACAACAAGGAUGGACACAGAUGUAACGCCUACAUUCUCUGAGCUCCUGACACAGUGGAACGACUACCAAUUAUUCCAACUGACAAAAUUCUAUCGGGAGAGACUGAAACAGGCGAUUGAAGAAGGGGUUGAAAGUCUCCGUCUCAUGAUGAGGCCUCAGGGAUAUUUCAGUGAACAAGAACACAGGAGCGUCGCUGAGCUGGUGGCAAAGGGAAACCGCAGAGACAGUUCCAUACUCUUCCACAGUCUGGUGAUGGAGAAGGGUAACCGUGCCCGGCGGGUGAUGUGGGAAUCCUUUGUGAAAAUGCAGAAUGAAUUACCAAAGCUGAACAAAAUACUGAAAGAAAUCCAGGAGCUCGGUCCUGAUACAGAAGAAUACAUGAACAUCCUCAGAGGUUUAACUGAAUUACCCUCUCAUAUGGAAGAUGUUCAACAGAAACACAAGGAGACUCUGCGAGCACAGACUGAAACACUGAGCGUGAACACCAUCCUGAUGAAGGAGAAGGUUAAGGAUUUCCAGCUGCUUGAUCGAUACGCUGAGCUCACAAUCAUCUCCACUGUUCGAGAUCGGACACUGGUGGAACAUGAGCUGCUGGCAAGAGGCCGGGACCAUGAAGAGUGGAGAGAGGAAUGUCUCCGGGGAGAACUGGAAAAAAUCAGGACAGAUCAAUUGUUCCACAGCAGCUUUUCCCGGAGUAAAUCCCGAUCUGGGAGUUCAGCAUCAGUGGCCGGAGUCGCGGGGAUCGGAAAAACAACAAUGGUGCAAAAGAUUGUUCAUGACUGGGCCACGGGGAAAAUAUACCAACACUUCCAGUUUGUCUUCAGUUUCAAAUUCCGGGAUUUGAACACUAUUAACUGCAGAGUAAACCUGAGGGAACUGAUUCUGGAUCAGUAUCCUUACUUUGGGAAUAUGCUGCGGGAGGUCUGGAAGAACCCAGAGGGAUUGCUGUUUAUAUUCGACGGUCUGGAUGAAUUCAAGGGCAGAAUCGAUUUUGCUGACAGUCGGAGAGACACAGAACCUAAGCACCAGUGCCCAGAUCCCGAGUGGUGGUGUGAAGUGUCUGACAUUGUGUACAGUUUAAUCCAGCACAAGCUGCUCCCAGGGUGUUCAGUGCUAGUGACCACCCGCCCCACUGCGUUACAUUUACUGGAAAAGGCAGAGAUCAGUGUCUGGGCUGAAAUCCUGGGAUUUGUUGGUGAGGAACGGAAGGAAUAUUUCACCAGGUAUUUUGAAGAUCAGACGGUGGCAGCAGCUGUUUUCAAACAUGUGAAGGAGAACGAGAUCCUGUACACCAUGAGCUACAACCCCUCCUACUGCUGGAUCCUUGUCCUGACACUGGGCCCCUUCUUCACACAAACACACCGGGACCCGCAGCGAGUUCCCAAGACCAUCACACAACUAUAUUGCUACUUUAUUUACAACAUCCUGAAAAACCACGGCCGUGAGAUUGAGAACCUCCGUGAGGUGUUACUGAGGGUUGGUCAGAUGGCCUUCACUGGAGUGGCUGAGAAGAACAUUGUGUUCACAGAUGGAGAUUUGAUCAAAUACAAUCUGCAGCCUUCCCAGUUCCUGUCCGGGUUCCUGAUGGAACUUUUGGAGAGAGAGGAUUCAGCCCGGAGCGUGGUGUACACCUUCCCGCACCUCACCAUCCAAGAGUUUGUAGCCGCACUCGCACAAUUCCUGACUGUAGAUCCCGGGAAUAUCGUGAAACUCCUGUCUGAAGCCCACAGCACGACAGACGGGCGAUUUGAAGUAUUUCUCCGUUUUGUCGCUGGUCUCUCCUCCCCACGGACAGCUUGGAUCCUGGAGGAGUUUCUGGGUAAAUUCCCUCAUCAAACAAUCUGCCGAGUGAUUGACUGGGUGAAGGAGGAGGUUAAACGCCGGGCUGGAAACACAGAGAGUGAAGCUGAUAAACGGAGCCUCCUGAACACGAUGCACUACCUGUUUGAGUCUCAGAAUCCUGCACUGGCUCAGCAGACACUGGGAUCUGUGGAAACACUUUCAUUCCGUGGACUGGGACUGACCCCGAUUGACUGUGCGGUCCUGUCUCAUGCCAUCAGGCUCUGUGAUACAAUCAAACACCUCGAUCUGGAGAGCUGCCGCAUUCAGUGUGAAGGUCUCCAGCGGCUGGGACCGGCUCUGCACAAGUGUCAGUACUUGGGACUGGGAAACAACGACCUGGGAGAUUCCGGAGUGAAACUGGUGUCUGCGGCUCUGAGGAACCCGGACUGUAAAAUACAGUCACUGUGGCUGGAUGAUGUCGGUCUCACAGAUUCUGGAGCCAAGCAUUUCGCCACCACUCUCAGUACGAACUGCUCACUGAUGGACCUGGAGCUGAGUAGGAAUAAGCUAGGAGAUCCCGGAGUGGAAGUGGUGUCUGUGGCUCUGAGGAAACGGGACUGUAAAAUACAGAGACUGGGACUGGACAAUGUCGGUCUCACAGAUUCUGGAGCCAAGUAUCUCGCCUCCGCUCUCAGUACAAACUGCUCACUGACAAAGCUGAACAUUGGGGACAACGCGCUGGGAGAUUCCGGAGUAAAACUGGUGUCUGCGGCUCUGAGGAGCAUCGACUGUAAAAUACAGAGACUGGGGCUGGAACGUGUCGGUCUCACAGAUUCUGGAGCCGAGGAUCUCGUCUCCGCUCUCAGUAGAAACCCCUCACUGACGGAGCUGGAGCUGGGAUACAACUCCCUCACGGACCGAUGUGUCCCCGCUCUCUGCUGCCUCAUACAGAACCUCCCGAGACUGAAGCAGAUCGAGCUGUGGGGGAAUCAGUUCACUGCAGAUGGACGGAACCAGCUGCAGAGUCUGCGGGGAAUCAGACCCGGACUGGGAGUAACCGUGUGAACAUCUCUGGGUGUAAACGCCACUGCCCUGGGGACCGGAAUAUUGUUCGCCGAUUCCCCGCCCUCCCCUUUAAGC
Leucoraja erinaceus (little skate) is the source of this 3425-nucleotide messenger RNA. Its product is annotated as NACHT, LRR and PYD domains-containing protein 3-like. Gene Ontology annotation, molecular function: protein binding. The transcript is spliced from 13 exons. The record is from RefSeq and is a predicted model, not a curated record. Gene Ontology annotation, cellular component: cytoplasm. The coding region runs from base 84 to 3350 and encodes 1088 amino acids. NCBI's taxonomy places the organism in Eukaryota, Metazoa, Chordata, Chondrichthyes, Rajiformes, Rajidae.